GAGUCCCACGCGGAAGUCAGGUAGGACGCGCCCAGCUGCCUUGCUGCCACACUUCGGUCCAGCUCUGCGGGCACCGCGAUCGGUCGCUAGCCCCUCGCCAGACUCUGGGACCAGCAUGCAGGGAAGGUCAUCCGGGCCUGGGCCAACGACUGGGUAGCUCUGGGAGGAGACCCAUGCGGAGGAUGAGAGCGAAACCAGCCUCCCACUCAGCCUCCCUGGGGCUCUGCCAGGCUGAGGAGAGCCUCCGGAUCCUGGUGGGGACCGAAGGAGACAGCCUCCCGCUGACGGAGAUCAACGCCGGGGAGACCGAGGCCUCCGAGCAGUGGGAUUACGUCCUCGUGGCUGACCGCCGCACCCAGGGAAACCCCAGGCAGGCCUGCCAGCAGCGACGGUUCCUGGAGGAGCUCAGGACAAAGGGCUUCCAUUGCAAGAGGAUUGAGGACCGCGACAAGGUGUUCUUCGGGGUCCGAGCCGACAGCAGGAUCUUUGAUCUGUACCGCACACUCCUCAUGGAGCCUGAGGGUCCUGCCGCCAGAGUGCAGCCUGCCAGGCCAGCCCCCAUCCCAGCCACCACCAGAAUCCGAAUUGUCAACUUUGUCCUGAACAGCAAGACAGCAGCUGGUGACACGUUAGAGGAUUUGGUGAAGAACGGGGUCUUUGAGACCAGAUUCGCCCUGCACAAGGGGGAGGACAACCUGAAGAAGAAAUGGGCCCAGUGGAGAAACAUGGUGCGCGAGCAGCCGAUUGAUGACAUCAGGGACUACUUUGGCGAGAAGGUGGCCCUGUACUUCGCCUGGCUGGGCUGGUACACAUACAUGCUGGUGCCCGCUGCGGUGGCCGGCCUCGUCAUCUUCCUGAGCGGCUUCUCCCUGUUCAACGCCAGUCAGAUCAGCAAGGAGAUCUGUGAGGCGGACGACAUCCUGCUGUGUCCUCGCGGGGACCAUGGCCGCAAGUACCAACGGCUCUCGGACACCUGCGUGUUUGCCAAGCUCACUCACCUCUUCGACAACGAGGGCACCGUGGUCUUUGCCAUCUUCAUGGCUCUGUGGGCCACCGUGUUCCUGGAGAUCUGGAAGCGUCAACGAGCCCGAGUGGUCCUGCACUGGGACCUGUACGGGUGGGACGAGGACCAGGAGGAAAUGGCACUUGAGCUCAUUAACUGCCCUGAUUACAAGCUCCGGCCACACCAGCACUCCUACCUGAGAAGCACGGCCAUCCUCACUCUGUGUCUCUUGAUGAUCUGCCUCAUGAUCGGCAUGGCCCACGUCCUGGUGGUCUACCGUGUCCUGGCCGCCGCCCUCUUCAACUCCGCCCUGCUCUUCCAGGAAGAGCAGGUGACCACGGCCGUGGUGGUGACCGGGGCCCUGGUCCACUACGUGGCCAUCCUCAUCAUGACCAAGGUCAACAAGCGUGUGGCCCUCAAGCUCUGUGACUUUGAGAAGCCCAGGACGUUCUCAGAGCGCGAGAGCAAGUUCACCGUCAAGUUCUUCACUCUGCAGUUCUUUGCCCACUUCUCCUCCCUCGUCUACAUCGCCUUCAUCCUGGGCAGGAUCAAUGGUCACCCCGGGAAGUCUGUGCGCCUGGCGGGGCUGUGGAGGCUGGAGGAGUGCCAUCUCAGUGGCUGCAUGAUGGACCUGUUCCUGCAGAUGGCCAUUAUCAUGGGUCUGAAACAAACACUCAGCAACUGCAUGGAGUACCUGGGCCCGUGGCUGGCCCACAAGUGUCGCUUGAUACGGGUCAAGCUGGGCCACGCAUCCGCAUCCGAGGACCCUGAGCUCAGGGACUGGCGGCGCAACUACCUCCUGAACCCAGUCAACACCUUCAGCCUGUUUGACGAGUUCAUGGAGAUGAUGAUCCAGUACGGCUUCACGACCAUCUUCGUGGCGGCCUUCCCGCUCGCCCCGCUGCUGGCGCUCUUCAGCAACCUCGUGGAGAUCCGCCUGGACGCCAUCAAGAUGGUCAGGCUGCAGCGGCGCCUGGUGCCCCGCAAGGCCAAGGACAUCGGGACCUGGCUGCAGGUGCUGGAGACCAUCGGCGUGCUGGCGGUCAUUGCCAACGGAAUGGUCAUCGCCUUCACAUCGGAGUUCAUCCCCCGAGUUGUGUACAAGUACCACUAUGGCCCGUGCCGAAAGGGGGCCGACCCUGCAGUCGACUGCCUCACAGGUUACAUCAACCACAGUCUGUCCGUGUUCCACACCAAGGACUUCCAGGACCCCAUCCGGAUAGAGGGCCCAGAGAACGUGACUGAGUGCAGGUACCGGGACUAUCGCAACGCUCAGGACUACAACUUAUCCGAGCAGUUCUGGGUCCUCCUGGCCAUCCGCCUGGUCUUCCUUAUCCUGUUUGAGCACGUGGCCUUGUGCAUCAAGCUCAUUGCCGCCUGGUUCGUGCCCGAUGUCCCCCAGUCGGUAAAGAACAAGGUUCUGGAAGACAAGUACCGGACACUCCGGGAAAAGAUACGCUCCAGCUGCAAGAGCACAGAUGUGUAGGAGACCCAGAGCUGGCCAAGAAGACUGGUGCCCGGAGCUGGGACUCAGAACCACCACCACCUCCCCCCCCCACACCCCUUAUGUGUGGGGGCCCGGGAGGCCGGUGUAUACGAGGGGUCUUGGAGGGCCUGCGUGCGUUUGAGGUGUUGCGGACCAGCGCUCUGUGGUCUAGGAGGCCUGUUUCACGUGUUAGGGCUCAGGCUUGGAACAGCCCUGACUUGAACUCUGACUGACUCCUGCCACCCACGGAACUGGGGUGGGGGGGUGCUUCUCGGCGGUCAGAACACAGGAAAACCAGCCCAGUCUCCUGAGCCUCUCUCUGACUUGUGGGACCCAUAUCCUACCCUCCCCCCCCCCCCCCAAUUCUGGCUGGUCAGGGGGCCCUGACCCCACCUCUCUGGCUCUCCUCAGCCUGAAGAACUUUCUAUAAUAAAAUAAAAACUUCUUCAUGUCAA
Messenger RNA from Leopardus geoffroyi (Geoffroy's cat), 2944 nucleotides. RefSeq names its product anoctamin 9 (gene ANO9). The transcript has 25 exons. Gene Ontology annotation, cellular component: plasma membrane. The coding region runs from base 174 to 2489 and encodes 771 amino acids. Gene Ontology annotation, biological process: chloride transmembrane transport. Lineage: Eukaryota; Metazoa; Chordata; Mammalia; Carnivora; Felidae. Gene Ontology annotation, molecular function: chloride channel activity. The record is from RefSeq and is a predicted model, not a curated record.